This is a messenger RNA of Chenopodium quinoa (quinoa), 2062 nucleotides long. RefSeq names its product LOB domain-containing protein 30-like. The record is from RefSeq and is a predicted model, not a curated record. Lineage: Eukaryota; Viridiplantae; Streptophyta; Magnoliopsida; Caryophyllales; Amaranthaceae. The transcript has 2 exons. Bases 938 to 1684 code for a protein of 248 amino acids. Gene Ontology annotation, cellular component: nucleus. Gene Ontology annotation, biological process: positive regulation of DNA-templated transcription; hormone-mediated signaling pathway.
CAUAUUGAAAUAAUUAAAGAUAUAUUGAAGAGGGUGAUCCAAAAAGAACAAUGUAGCUCCAUGUUUUCAAAAGCUUCUCAAUUAAGUCAUUAGUAAAUUUCUAAAAAAAUUUCAAGAUACAUUCAUGCCAAACAACACUAAUUAUUCAAAUACAUUAAAAUUAAAUGUAGCCUAACAAUUAAUGGAUUACCAAAUAGAGCCAUACAUAAUACAACAUAUAUUGAAAAUGACAUAAUUGUGUAGAUCUCAGCUCAACUGAUAGAAACUGAAAAAUUAAAAAAAAAAAUCUCGUAAGUUAAAACCAAUUAUAAACAACCAACCCAAUAACACUGUCACAUGGUAUUACAGACUUACAAUAACAGAAAUACCUCAUGUAUCACACAUAUGCAACAUAAAUAAAAAUCACCACGAGUUUAAGAAGGUGCAAUUAUAAAGAAAAGGGACUUUGAGAGAGACUUAAACUUAAAAUAAGAGAGAAAACCAAAAAAAAAAUUAAUAAAAAAAAGCAUGUAGUGUAAGUGCGGUGCUUUGGGUUAAACUAAGCUAAGACUUAUCUCAUGUUUGCUUCACGUAAGCAGCUAAAAUGUGACUUUGCUUUUUCGCGUGGCUUUAAAGAUUUGUCCUCCUCCUUCCUCUUCUUCUUCUUCUUCUUCUUCUUCUACUUAAACAUUUCAUUUCUCUCAACCCCAAAAAAAAAAUAUUUACAAAAAAUUUAGUGAGAAAAAAAAAACAUCAUUCAUCCCUAAAAAAACAACCAACCCAAUAAAACACUCACCUACUUUUACAUACACCCUUCUUCUUCUUCUCUUUAUAUCAACCCUCUUCUUAAUUCUUUCACCACCAAAAAAAAAAAAUUAUGUAAGAACCCUAGUUAAAAAAAAAAAUUGCUUUGAUACUGAUUUGAACUGAAUUGAAUUGAAUUGAAGUGAUCGUUACAAUGAGUUGUGCAAACCCUGGGAGUAGUAGUAGCGGAGGGGGAGGAGGAGGAGGGAGUGGUGGAGGAGGUGGUGGCGGACCGUGUGGUGCUUGCAAAUUCUUGCGUAGGAAAUGUGUGGUAGGGUGCAUAUUCGCCCCGUAUUUCGAUUCCGAACAAGGGGCUGCUCAUUUUGCAGCGGUGCACAAGGUGUUUGGAGCAAGUAAUGUGUCAAAAUUGUUGUUACAUAUUCCUGUUCAUAAGAGGCUUGAUGCUGUUGUUACUAUUUGUUAUGAGGCUCAAGCUAGGCUUCGUGACCCCGUCUAUGGUUGUGUUGCUCAUAUCUUUGCUCUUCAACAACAGGUUGUGAAUUUACAAGCGGAGCUCUCAUACUUACAAGCACAUCUGGCACACCUAGAAGUACCAACACCACCGCCUCCGCCACCACAACCACUAAUGCCGCCACCACAACUAUCAAUCGCCGACCUUCCAUCAGCAUCCACCGUGCCUGCCACUUAUGACCUAUCCUCACUAUUUGACCCAAUGGUUCAACCAUUAUGGGCCAUGCAGCAGCAACAACAGCAGCAACAACGAGGCCCAAUGGACCAACGCUCAUAUGGAUCAGGUGAAAGAGGCCCAAACAUUGGGCCAUCCUCUAACAUUGGAGGGGGUGAUCUACAAGCAGUGGCACGUGAGUUCCUUCAUAGACAUGGAUCACCAAGUUAUGGGCACAUGCAUGAUCCAUCACCUUCAUCAUCCAUGUCUAAAUGAGAUAAUUUGACUCCAAUUUAACAUCAAGUACUUGACCCGAAACCGUUUUGAAAUGGUUCAGAUUAGGAAAUUUGGGUUAAUAUCAGUACAAUUUGGAUAACUGAUUUGCUCUUUGUCGUAAUUAUUAUUGUUAUAAUUUUUUUUUUCCUAUUUAACUUUAAUCCUGCCUUAAUUGGAAUUUUAUGUUAUAUAAACUCUAGAAAAAGAAUCAAAUUUUCGUUAAUUACAUGUAGGUACCGUAUAAUAGAAAAUUAAGUACUCUUUUUUUUUAUUUUUUUUUUAUGCUGCCUCCAAAUUUCUUAUAUAAAAUUUGCUUUGCCUUGUUAGUUUCAUGUGUUUUAAGGGUUAAAUCUUAACAAAAUUUACAAGUAUCAGGAA